AUGGCUAGAUCAGGUAUGUACAGUGAAGGUUUGGGAAUUGCUGUCGGUUUGAACAAGGGCCACAAGGUCACCGCAAAGGAGGUCGCUCCAAGACCAUCCCAGAGAAAGGGAAGAGCCACCAAGAAGGCCACCUUCGUCAGAGAUUUGAUCAAGGAAGUCACUGGAUUGUCUCCAUACGAGAGAAGAAUCAUCGAUUUGAUUAGAAACUUUGGAGAUAAGAGAGCCAGAAAGUUCGCAAAGAAGAGACUUGGCUCCCAGAAGAGAGCUAAGAACAAGGUCGAGGAGAUGAGUGCCAUUAUUGCUGCUGCAAGAAGACACAAUUAA
Brettanomyces bruxellensis is the source of this 324-nucleotide messenger RNA. It is a transcript of the gene RPL36, whose product is annotated as 60S ribosomal protein L36. Gene Ontology annotation, biological process: cytoplasmic translation. The record is from RefSeq and is a predicted model, not a curated record. Bases 1 to 324 code for a protein of 107 amino acids. Gene Ontology annotation, cellular component: cytosolic large ribosomal subunit; ribosome. Gene Ontology annotation, molecular function: structural constituent of ribosome. The transcript is spliced from 2 exons. Lineage: Eukaryota; Fungi; Ascomycota; Pichiomycetes; Pichiales; Pichiaceae.